AUGGCUUCUACUCCUCCCGCCUCCAGCUCGGCCUCCGACGACGCUGCCCCAGCACCUAGUACCACUUCAAAUUCGAGCAGCAAUUACGGCGGCAUCGACCCGGAAGUUGAGUCGAACCUCUAUAUUCUACCAUACGUAUCCGACGAAGGUUUGCGAAGCGAUGUUACGGACCGCCGGAAAACAAUUGGAUCACCUCAAACCGACUACUAUCCGCUUCCAACUGGACUUAAUAACGUGAAGCCUGCUGACAUUUAUCCUCCGCCAGCCGACGGCUGCCUACUUCUGUCACUGCCCUCUGAACUCAUAGACUCAAUCCUCGCAUACCUGUCGCCUUGCGAUUUGGCCAUUGUCUCCGAGACUUGUCGUAGCCUCCAUGCCCACGCCGCAUCCGACGUCCAUUGGUAUCAAAGGGUGCAAGCGAACGUGCCGGGCGUAAAACUCGACACACCGUACCCGUGUAAUACCUACCGCGAGCUGUACACAGCCCAUGAUCCAAGAUGGUUUCUACCCAAAUACAAGAUCUGGUUCUGCGACCGCGACCUCAUGGGCAAGAUGAUUGUCGUGAGGUACGACCCGCGGAGAGGAUGCAUUGAAGGGUACCAGCUGCUGGCCAUCAGCAAUCGCACUACAUACCAGCACUGGCCUGCCGAUGCAACUGUCAUGAUCCAUGCGUUCGAGCCGAAAGUCAAGCUCCAUUUAGACAAACCGGUACUCCAGUUCUACCCGAAUUACCGAGAGCAGUCGCGCAACUUUUAUGAGGCGAUGAAGAAUCGCUUUGCCGCUGAAGUACCCAUGGUAAUUAACGACCGGUCCGAUGCCAUGUUCAGCAAUUUCCUGCUGGCUCGGCCGCUCGAUGCAGCCACGGCCACUUCGAGAAUGGGAACGCUCUUCCCAUAUGGCAAUGUUUGGCCUCCUCCAGCGAUUCCGGCUCGCCAUCGUGUAGCAGGCGUUGUCUCAGGACUGCACGGUGACGACCUCACGCCAACAGAUCUGCCGACUCGAAGAGCCGAGGCUUCUGACCAAGCCUUCCGCAUCCGGCAUUGGAUGGAGAUGGCCGGUGCCCCGGCAGCGGGGCUGUUUGUCGGCGCGGGCCCUGCCGGCCUGAUACGGGCUAUUCAUGCCAAUCUUUCGGCGCGAGGCCUACCAGGAGUGCAUAUCGGCGAGGAAGUUGUCACUUACUCGACGCUGGAUCCCAUCGUCUACACGCCGACGCCGCUCAAGCCAUGGCGCGGCAUUUGGGUAGGCGACUACAGCGGUCACGGCUGCGAGUUCUUGUUGAUCAACCAACCGGACGACGAAGAAGUAUCUGACGAGGAGCUUGGUCUGGUGCGCUCUGCUGAUGAGUCGGACGAUGAGUGGACACGCCGACGUACGGAUGCGAGAGUACAUCGAGGCCGUUUGGAAGCAAUUAAGCUCACCGGGGACCCCAAUGUGCCCAGGGGAGAGUAUACCUUCGUUGCAGAUGACCUCGGUGAGGCAGGCUUUGUAGGGCUAGCCCAGGAACCUCCCUUCCAGGGCACACGAGUUGUGAAGAGCAAGGGACAUGUGGCUGGAACCGGUUUCAUGGAAGACAGAUACAUUGAGUCCCAGCUUAUGCUCAUUUCCCAUGACAGACUUGCGCAAUACUGGGUCACAUUUGGUCACAUAAGUUUCUUUGAAAGGGUCAAUAUCGACGAGUUCAUUACACCGUGA
Molecule: messenger RNA, 1692 nt
Organism: Colletotrichum siamense
Lineage: Eukaryota; Fungi; Ascomycota; Sordariomycetes; Glomerellales; Glomerellaceae
Exons: 3
Coding region: 1-1692 (563 amino acids)
Molecular function (GO): protein binding
Source: RefSeq, a predicted model, not a curated record